CGAGAUAAGAGCAGUACCAUCGCAAUCGUUUGUCACAUAAGAUGAAGGUAACUGUGGUUUUUAUUGGAGCUGUCUUGGUUGCGCUGAUACCUGGAGUUCCUGCUCCAGCUGGUCACCAAUCCAAGUUCUGCAAGACAUGUCACAAUGCUCCUAGUUAUGACGCAUGCGUAACGUUAGAAGCUUGUCACGCAGGGGCAUGCAUGACAGAGGUUCAUGAUUUAAACGGAGUCCUUUCAUUCACAAUGGGCUGUAAGGGUCAUCAUGAAUGCGAACAACCGCAUUUAAUAGGAAGGGCCGGACAUCAUGGUCAAGUUGUUUGCAGACAAUGUUGCCUGACCACUGGAUGUGAACAAAACCAAUGCGCCAGCUACUAUGCAAGUGCCGUCGCCACGACACCACCCAUGACGUCAGUAAACAUAGCUACUUCAACUUGCGUUGACCACGAAAGCGAUUCAUUCAAUUGUAGCGACUACGACAAGUAUGACCUCUGUCACGAUACCAACUCCAUCGCAUACUCACUUGCUCAUGACAAAUGUCAGAAGCACUGUGGGUUUUGCGACUGUUUUAAUGUGGAAAGUGACACCUUUAAGUGUGUCGACUUGGACAAAUUCAACUUUUGCACGGACCCUAACUCUGUCGCUUACGCUCUUUCGCACGAAAAGUGUAAAAAGCACUGUGGAUUGUGUGGCCCUGCGCCACCAGCCACCACCACUGUACUUUCACCAACAAAGGCAACAAUGACCAUGGCACCAGAUACACAGCCACCACAGCCUGUCCAAACAACAACAGCCAUUAUGCCACCCACGCCUACCACUACCCAAGCUCCUGUUACUGCAACUGCUGCUCCAGUUGUUCAGACGACAGAAGCGGCAACAACAACUGAAGAACUGACAGCUGUUCCAACAACAAGCCCAUUGCCAACGACAAUGAUGGAGACGACCACAACUCAACCAAUGAUAACCAACACAGCAUCCGCAGCACCAAUGAAAACAACCGACGUUUCAAUGAUUGCAUCAACAACUAACCUACCAAUGACCACCACAACAACUGACGUACCAAUGACUACAACAACAACAACUAACGUGCCUGUGACGACAACAACCGAGCUACCAAUGACUACAACAAGGACAAUGAUCACGAGCUCUACUGGUGUCCCUGCGACAGCGGUUGGACAAGGCUCUACGACAAUGGAGAAGCCACUGUAUCCAUCCGCUCAGACAACGACAACUAAUGGCCCUACAACCACGACAGGUGGAUCUGUCGUUAUUAUCGGCGGGAGAAGCAUUGACCAAAAUUAGGUCCACCAUCCGAAAAACGACUAAAGCCUUAAAAGAUGUUCUAACUCGCCGGGAGCCUACCAAUUCUUCUGUUUCUUAAUUUAGUUCAAUAAAAACUUGAGAUAAUCCUUCAA
This is a messenger RNA of Mya arenaria, 1411 nucleotides long. RefSeq names its product mucin-5AC-like. The transcript has 8 exons. Lineage: Eukaryota; Metazoa; Mollusca; Bivalvia; Myida; Myidae. The record is from RefSeq and is a predicted model, not a curated record. Bases 42 to 1298 code for a protein of 418 amino acids.